Messenger RNA from Mesorhabditis spiculigera, 591 nucleotides. The record is from the annotation of a GenBank genome assembly. NCBI's taxonomy places the organism in Eukaryota, Metazoa, Nematoda, Chromadorea, Rhabditida, Rhabditidae.
AUGUUCUGCGGGAGUACGGUCGAUACUAUCGACGAUUCUCUUCCGGAGCGGGGCAUUGUUCGAAAUGCUAACGACCUUCUUGUUCACACGACACAUGUGUGGGUCCGCUUCGAUGUAUUGACUGGGUCAGCUCGACCGGGUCUACCAUCCACCCGCCACUCCAUCCAACCGCUGCCACAUCGUCUUACGGGUUCGGGGCGGCGGCGCAUCGGGUUCGAGAUGAAACCCACGAAUGCUUUGUUCCUCUUUACUAUUGUGGCAUUUGCAGUGAUCGCUGUCUCGGCCAAUACCCCAUCCGAAAAGAAAACCGAAGAACUGCUCGACUCUGCUAACAAUAUCACGACCGCCAAAAACGACUCUUCCACCGAACCGUCGCCCUUCUCGCAAGUCGUCGACUUCACGCGCGCUCUCUUCCAGAAUGUUCGUGACGUUGUGGUGAAGGCUUUUGACACGGUGAAGCAGGCGCUGAAGAAGGAAGAAGCCGAAGAUGAGAAGAAGCAACCGGAAGAAGCGAAACACCCGAAAUUGGCGGAUGACGACCGGGCGGACGGCGGAGAGAAAAAGGCGACUGGCACACCGGCGAAAUCGAGG